GACUGGAGUCUACCUUCAAACACCACGCAACUUUAGAAUCGCCAAGAUGACAUUUUCCGUGCUCGAAUGGAUUGCCACUGUAAUGUUAUCACUGAUUGCAUUAAAAUUUACCUGGAAUGUUUGCCACUUUGUUUUUACUACGUUUCUUGGUUCCUGGCUCAAAUUGAAUUUAAAUCUGAUGGAUUACGGACCCUGGGCAGUUGUCACGGGAGCCACAGACGGAAUCGGCAAAGCAUAUGCACACAAGUUGGCCUCAAUAGGACUUGAUGUUGUCCUCAUAAGUCGUUCACCGUCUAAGCUUCAGGCAACAGCCAAAGAAAUAAAAACUCUCUACCCAUUCGUCCAUAUUAAAACAGUGGCCAUUGACUUUACGGGAGACCGUUCGAUAUAUAAGGCCAUUGACUUGGAACUGGCGGACGUGGACAUUGGUAUUUUAAUCAACAAUGUCGGCAUGAAUAAUGGCUUUUGCCAACCAUUCACUGAUUUAGAAGAUGCAAAUAUUUUGGACGAUCUUAUUCAUUGCAACGUAUCAUCGAUGGCACGUAUGACCCACAUGAUCUUACCGCGGAUGAUUCGUAAAAGUCGAGGUGUUAUCAUUAAUAUUGGAUCAAUUUCCGGGGCUUUUGCUACGCCUCUGGCUACGGUUUAUGCCGCCACCAAAGCAUUUGUCGACAAAUUCUCACGUGAUCUUACGGCUGAACUUUCCGGCACUGGAGUUUUAGUUCAAACGGUAUUGCCCGGUUACGUGAUGACAAAUAUGCUUAGUGUCACUUCGUUUAGUAAAUCAUCUUGGACAGUUCCUAAUCCGCAAGACUUCGUUGAAGCCAAUUUCCGAACACUUGGGUUAGAGUCACGCACUGCUUCAUUUUGGUACCACAAACUAAUGCUUUCCUUUUGCGAGACGACAUGCUUCCUUUUCCCUGACAUCUUUACUUUCUUUGCACGGAAACACUUCGAAGCCUUGAAGUCGGUCAAUGGCCCGUUGAAGUCGCUUGCCUUCCCAAAGUAGUAUAUACCUACCUGUUGCCGGUUGCAAACGUGCACCGUAUGCUUCUGUACGUACGAAUGGAAAAGGAAACCCAAUUUUCUUACCAGUUGUAUCACUAUUAUUUAUCACUGCUCUAAUUCCUUGUUACUCUGAUUAUGGUUCAAAUAUUGUUUGUUUGUCGCUUCAUUUCAUAAAAAGUUACGUCUUGGUAGGUUUAAGUGGUUCCCUCUUUCAUUGCCUACUACUGCAGCUAUUGUUUCAAUUUCGAUGUUUCCCAUACACUGAAAAUGAAAAUGUU
Molecule: messenger RNA, 1286 nt
Organism: Daphnia pulex (common water flea)
Lineage: Eukaryota; Metazoa; Arthropoda; Branchiopoda; Diplostraca; Daphniidae
Product: very-long-chain 3-oxoacyl-CoA reductase-B-like
Exons: 9
Coding region: 47-1009 (320 amino acids)
Cellular component (GO): endoplasmic reticulum
Molecular function (GO): oxidoreductase activity
Source: RefSeq, a predicted model, not a curated record